UAGAGCCGUCCGGCUCCUCCAUGUGGAGGCUCUGGAGUUCCCGACGUGGGCUUGCGGUGCUGCCCUGCUGUGGCCGAGCAGCCUCCGGCGGCCUACAAGAUCCGGUCUCCGGCGUGGGCAAGCUACCCAGCGAGCUGGACAGAUUCGGGGGCGUCUUGGUGCACCUGCGUUGUCUGGACACGCGCCAAAAGGCAGUUCCUGCAGGGCAAGUGCGGGGCUCGGCUCGAGGCACUGGGAAACCGAGGGGGGGAGUGCGCUCUCUGAGGUUGUUAUUUUCCUCUACAUUUCCAACUGCCGUACAGCAGUGGAGGUGAGGCAGGAGAGCUGUGUGGCUACACAUCCCCAUCCUGCAGAGCCACCACAUUUCCCCUGCUGCUUCCCUGGGCUUCUGCUUCCACCAUACAGAAUCCAAUUCCUCCACGCUGACUCUGUGGCUGGGAGAAGGACCCAGCAGAUUGCCAGGAUAUGCUACCCAUCAAGUAGGAGUUGUAGGUGGUGUAUUUGAUGAAAGUACUAGAAAAGUAUUGGUUGUACAAGAUCAAAAUGAACAUAAAAAUAUGUGGACAUUUCCAGGAGGCCUUUCAGAGCCUGGAGAAGAUACUGGAGACACAGCAGUCCGAGAAGUUUUUGAAGAGACUGGUGUAAAGUCAGAAUUCAGGUCCGUGCUGAGCAUCUGACAGCAGCACCGCAGUCCUGGAGCCUUUGGGAAGUCAAACAUGUACGUGGUCUGCUGCCUUCAACCCUGUUCCUUCAACAACUUCUGUCAGCAGGAAUGCUUGGGGUGCGAGUGGAUAGAGCUCAGCCACCUAGUCAGGACUGAAAAUAUGACCCCUAUCACCAGCAGGGUGGCUAGGCUGCUGCUGUAUGGGUACAGAGAAGGGUUUGACAAGAUUGAUCUCACCAUGGAGGAACGCCUCACUGUGUACACAGGCCUGUUUUACAAGCUCUAUCACAAGGAGCUGCCUGAGACAUACAAAGCCAUGACAGGAAUGGAUAAACUCAAGUGCUUUAAAGUAAACUGCAGGUACAGAUUAGUGUAAGACCUGAUGUUAAUUUUCUGAUGUAUAUCUUCUCCAUGAUGAAAAUUAUAAAAGCUUCAUAUUUUUAAAUCCUCUUCAAAUAAAGUAAAUAAAUGACAAAGACUAUAGCUCGAAUCUUCACCAGGUCAGAACAGAAGCUGUAUGAAAGGAGAAAGUCUA
Nannospalax galili (Upper Galilee mountains blind mole rat) is the source of this 1199-nucleotide messenger RNA. RefSeq names its product nudix hydrolase 6 (gene Nudt6). Lineage: Eukaryota; Metazoa; Chordata; Mammalia; Rodentia; Spalacidae. Gene Ontology annotation, molecular function: NADH pyrophosphatase activity; ADP-ribose diphosphatase activity; NAD binding. The record is from RefSeq and is a predicted model, not a curated record.